Molecule: messenger RNA, 1783 nt
Organism: Cuscuta campestris
Lineage: Eukaryota; Viridiplantae; Streptophyta; Magnoliopsida; Solanales; Convolvulaceae
Source: the annotation of a GenBank genome assembly
AUAUAAUUUUUUUUUAAAAAAUACAAAUAUCUUCUGGAAAGAAAGAGUUGGGUGAAAGAAAAGCUUACUUCACGAGCUCUCUUCUUCCUCUCUGAACUUAUAAAGCCGAUGAUGAUGUGUUGAAGAGAUUGAUUUCGAAACCCUAGACCUAGCUGGAAAUUCGCUGAUUGAGAGUUUUUUUUUUGAGGGGGGGGGGGGGAAGACUUCACGGACUGAAAUUAGCUCUGCCUCUGUCGUCUUCAACCAGCUGUUCGCCCGCCAAUCCUGUGAUUCAAGCCCUUUCCACGUUGCAGUAUUUGUUGAUUAUAAUGCCGGUUCUAGCUUGUUUCUGAACUAAGGAGAUGGAUCGCGCGGCUCUGACGGUAGGACCUGCGAUGGAUGUUCCGAUCAUGCACGACAGCGACAGAUACGAGCUUGUCCGGGACAUAGGUUCCGGCAACUUCGGAGUUGCUCGGCUCAUGAGGGACAGGCAGAGUAACGAGCUCGUUGCUGUUAAGUAUAUCGAGAGAGGUGAGAAGAUUGAUGAAAAUGUGCAGAGAGAAAUUAUAAACCACAGAUCAUUAAGGCACCCCAACAUUGUCAGAUUUAAGGAGAUCAUAUUGACACCAACUCAUCUGGCUAUUGUAAUGGAAUAUGCAUCUGGUGGGGAGCUGUUUGAGCGGAUUUGCAACGCUGGCCGAUUCAGUGAGGAUGAGGCACGGUUUUUCUUUCAGCAAUUAAUAUCUGGUGUCAGCUAUUGUCAUGCAAUGCAAGUAUGUCACCGAGACUUGAAAUUGGAAAACACAUUACUUGAUGGGAGCCCAGCUCCACGACUGAAGAUAUGUGAUUUUGGGUAUUCAAAGUCCUCCGUGCUGCAUUCACAACCAAAGUCAACUGUUGGAACUCCUGCCUACAUUGCACCUGAGGUUUUGCUGAAGAAAGAAUAUGAUGGCAAGAUCGCAGAUGUGUGGUCUUGUGGGGUAACCUUGUACGUAAUGCUAGUUGGAGCAUACCCUUUUGAGGACCCUGAUGAGCCUAAAAACUUCAGAAGGACAAUACAGCGGAUAUUGAAUGUUCAGUACUCAAUACCAGAUUAUGUCCACGUCUCCCCAGAGUGUCGCCAUCUGAUCUCACGGAUCUUUGUGGCUGAUCCCACACAGAGGAUAUCCAUUCCCGAAAUCAAGAAUCACGAGUGGUUCCUGAGGAACCUUCCAGCUGACCUCAUGGACGACAACAACUCAAACAACCAGUUCGAGGAGCCUGAUCAACCGAUGCAGAGCAUAAAUGAAAUAAUGCAAAUAAUUACCGAGGCUACCAUCCCGGCAGCCGGGUCUAACAGCCUCAACAGUUAUCUCACCGGAAGCUUAGACAUGGACGAUGAUGAUGACGAGGAGCUGGGGAGUGAUUCCGACAUCGACAUUGACAGCAGUGGUGAAAUCGUAUAUGCAAUGUGAGAUAUAUUUGCCUAUAUAGCUGUGAGUGUGUGUGAAUAUUUUACAGGCAAACCCGUGCACUCCAUGCCUCUUUCUUUUUUUUUUCCGAACUGCGUGUUUUGUUUCGUUUUUUGUGCUUUGUGUAAUAUGCAUUUUCUCUUUUCUCAUCACACAGACAUUGGUGUACCCUGAAUCUCUGAUCAUAGAUCAUAUACUUUCUCUGUUGUAAUUGAACAGUAAUCCCUCUCUAGUAACCUAUUUGCUUCAUGUAAUUUGUGAAGGUAAACAUACAAAUAUGAGUGCAUAUAGUCUGUAUGAUUUUUGAAUUUAAAACAUAGACAUGUACUUGAAAGUAAAUUGAUUCAUAUAAU